AUGAUCGCUAUUGCGGCGACCCCGACGCUCUCAAACGGCGCUGGAAUGGCGGUGCAGCGUCUGCGCAUCCUCCUACCGGGGGAGAGGAGGGGUGAGGUCCGCCUGCUGACCUUCAAGAAAUCGGUGCUGACGGCUGCUUCCUUCGAGGAAGCCACGCACGACGGUUACGCGCACCCCCUCGGCACCCCCUCCCGCCAAGGCUAUGGCGACACACAUCGCCUGGUCGACAAGGUGCUUCACCAGGCACCGCUGCGCGCGGUCGCCAUCACCGAGGACGGCAAAAGCGGCGUGACAAUGAGUGAGCAGGGCAUGCGCAUCCGAGUGCUGGACUUCGUCGGUGACGACAAGAUGACCAACCGGCUCACCCUUGAUCGAGGCCACCUGCCCGCCGUCGUCGACACCGUCUCGCUCGCCAUCGUCACCGUGCCCCAGGGUUACCCCUUGAUGCGGAGCACCGCGCCCGCGACGGCAUACACCCACGAGCGAUGCGGCAGUAACGACAACAACGCACCUGCUCACGUCAGUGAGCCACUGACUCGACAGUACCAGCGCUUGACAGAGGCGGUGCACGACAUCGUGGUGUGCCUCACGAGCUCCGGCACAACCCACAUCUUCGGCUGCGGCCUUCAGCAAGUGCUGUUUUACCACAGUGACAAGACACUGCUGCCGCGGGUUGGCUACCCAUACGCGUUUUCUGUGUGCUUGCCGCCCCUUCUCGCUAAGGAGGGUGUCGCCUCGGUGUUCGUGGCGCGUAGCGACGUGACCACCUCCGCAGUACACUAUCUUCCCCGCCACGAGCACUACGUCACCAAGGGAGGGAAGCGCGACAGCAGCAAUGGCGCGACUGAUCACUUGCCCGGCGAGUUCUUUGCAUUUGAACUGCGUUACCACAGCAACACUGCGGCAGCGGCUUCCCCAGGUGGGGCGGGUAGCACAUCCAAGUGCACAACGCUUUUCUGCUUCACCCUUUCCGCCCCGUGA
This is a messenger RNA of Leishmania mexicana MHOM/GT/2001/U1103, 981 nucleotides long. RefSeq lists its product as hypothetical. The transcript has a single exon. The record is from RefSeq and is a predicted model, not a curated record. The coding region runs from base 1 to 981 and encodes 326 amino acids. NCBI's taxonomy places the organism in Eukaryota, Euglenozoa, Kinetoplastea, Trypanosomatida, Trypanosomatidae.